CAAGUCUGGACACAGGUAUCAAACAGACAGCCGUGGAUCAGAGCUGAAUCGUCCUCUUUUUUUGGCCAAAGGCUUACAGCAUGUCCGAAAUGCUUGACGACAUCAUCACAAAGAACUUCAUGAACCUGGCCCUGGAUGAAGUCCUGCUCCCGCCACAGUCUCAACUCAAAGUCCCAGGGCAGAGUCGGCUGAACCGGUCCGGCUCCUUCUUCUCUCCCCCCUCCCCUCCUGCCUCCUCGAGCCACAGCAUGAGCACGGAGCAUGUUAACAGUAACGACAGCGGCAGCCCUUUCUGGCCGUCCAACAUCUGGGGCCAGGGCCCUGUCUCCAAGCCCAAACAGCUCCCCUUCAGGCCUGACCGCUCCAUGAGCCUGACCGAGUCCAGCAGCAGCCUGCUUUCCUCCUUUGGACAGCUGAAGAACCUGGAGGCUUUUUCCUCGGGCCCUGCCACUGCUGUGGCUCCACCGCCGGGCUUCCCUCCCUCUUCUACCCUCCCGCCCCAGGUCCAACCAAUGGUGUCCCCUAAUCGUUACAAGACUGAGCUGUGCCGUGGCUUCCAGGAGACCGGCAGCUGCAAGUACGGCACCAAGUGCCAGUUUGCACAUGGCGAGGCAGAGUUGCGAGGACUGUACCGCCACCCCAAGUACAAGACAGAGCCCUGCAGAACCUUCUACAACUUCGGCUACUGCCCUUAUGGCUCACGCUGCCACUUCAUCCAUGAGGACAAAAUCAGUGGUGGUCCGUUACCGUCCGCUAAAUUCCCGAAUCAGCUGCAACCGGCUCCUGCAGCAACCCGCCACCAGCUGCGGCAGAGUGUCAGCUUCGCCGGGUUCCUGGGCUCCUCACGCAGCUCACCUCCUCCGUCAUUCCCUUCGUCCUUCAACGAUCCUAACCUGGUGUUCAGCCGCGCUCCCUCUGUUUCUCCACCUCCUGCUGAACUCCUCUCCCCAGUGUUCGGUGACUCCCUGCAGCGGGAGGGAGCCUCGUUCCAGUUUGGCAACUAUCAGACCCGUGCCAGCACUGGAGACAUCCACAACAUUCCUCUGAUCCUGGAGCCAAAGGCCUCACGCUGUGUGUGUGGCCAUGGAAAUAACUUUAACAGCAACAACAGCAGAGCCUUCGCCAGCGUGGAGGAUGGGCACCACCAGGACAGCAAGCUGUUUCCUGGUCCUGGAGGCCACGGGGGAUUCGUGAAGCCUGCUGGACUCCAGCGCUUCUCCUCUGAGGACUCCCUGGAGGACAGCUACAGCAGCAGCAGCGGAGGCUCCAGCGGAACCGAGUCUCCAACGUUCGAUGGAUCAGCCACCAAGAGGCUCACUGUGUUUGAACGCCUGUCGCUGUCCGACUGAACGGACCCAAAGCGAAAGAACAGAAGAGAACUGACACCUUGGUAACUGUGUCUGUUCGUCUGGACUUUCUUCAGAACCAGAACUGAUCAGGACAAGUCAACUCUGACACAAUAACACUUUAAGUUCUUAAUUUAUGCUUGUAAAAAUGGAACUCGUCUUGGAUAAACUACACAUGCUGAGAUGAUUUUAGUACCAAAAUGUUAUCAGACUCUAUUUUUAUACUUUAAAAUAUUGUGUAGCCUUUUAGACCUUUGUAUGUGGUCUUCCAUAAGAAUUAACUCCUCUGCAGGUCUUGACAGUACCAGUAAAUAGCCUGGUUUGUACUUACCGUAAAUCUGUAGUGAUCAAAAUGGCUUUAGUGAUAAUUAUUCAUUCCUGUGCCUUAAAGAUUCUCCCUGCCUGAUAGGCUAUUUACUCUUGGUGCCACAAACAGUAUGUUUGAUUCAGUAGCCUUAAUCAGUGAGACCUGACACGUGUCAAUGAUGCCAUUUUAUCUGUGAUAUGCACUUUACAGCUAAUUCAAAUGGGAGAAACUGUCAAGUCUCCCAGUAGCAUUCAAACCAAAGCUUCAUACUUCACUCUGCUCUGUGUGUGUAUGAGUGUGUGUGCGUGUGUUUCUGUAUAUAUGCAUGUGUGGAUGCAUGUGUUGUUUUUCUGAGACCUGGGGUGCAAGCACGUGUAAGCUGCAGAAUCCUGAGAGAUCAAAAGUGUGCAUAUAGGAAAAUGUAUGUCAGUGAGGUUGGCUCUAAAUGUCUGUAUCCUGACACGCUUUCUACGAUUCAGCUGUGUAAAACAUUCUGUCAUCUUUGCUGGUUUGUAAAUUGCACCCCAUGUUUUAUUGUCCCCUGUUUGUUUGACAACCUGGUUCAGGGACUUUGACACCGCAGUAUUCCUUUCGGUUAUUGGUUGCCUUGUGUUAACUUAAACUAAUAUAUUUAUUAUGAUAUUUAUUUGUGUUUAAAGAAAAAAAAUGUAUUUUGUACGUUAUUUAUGGAGAAAUAUUUCAAGGUCUGUGAAAUACCAAUGUGAGAAAACGCAGUAAAAAAGAGAAUCUUAUAUUUUUAAUUGCCUGAAAGGGACAAAAUAAAUUUCUGAAUAAAGAAAUGAAUGCACACUGUU
Messenger RNA from Chelmon rostratus (copperband butterflyfish), 2468 nucleotides. RefSeq lists its product as uncharacterized. The transcript has 2 exons. Gene Ontology annotation, molecular function: mRNA binding; metal ion binding. The coding region runs from base 81 to 1349 and encodes 422 amino acids. NCBI's taxonomy places the organism in Eukaryota, Metazoa, Chordata, Actinopteri, Chaetodontiformes, Chaetodontidae. The record is from RefSeq and is a predicted model, not a curated record.